This is a messenger RNA of Phoenix dactylifera (date palm), 1459 nucleotides long. The record is from RefSeq and is a predicted model, not a curated record. NCBI's taxonomy places the organism in Eukaryota, Viridiplantae, Streptophyta, Magnoliopsida, Arecales, Arecaceae.
AAAAGCAAGACGAGCUCCCAUCAGUCCAUCACUCCACAUGGGUCCCUCUCCCUCUCCCUCUCCCUCUCCGCCCCCGAAUCACCCGUUUCUCUUGGCCUCCUUUCUCUCCUAAAUCUUCUUCUCUACUAAACGAGAGAGAGCGAUCCAUCAUCAUCAUCACCACUUCAUUUGCUCUCAGGGGCUGACGAUCUCCCGCCAUACCCAUCAAUGCCAUCCUCGCGGUGCGCCCUGCAUCGCACGGCCGCGGAGAGAGAGGCCAUGGCGAAGACGUGGUAGAGGGAGCCCGGCCCGGGAGGUUAUACACACACACACACACACAGAGAGAGAGAGAGAGAGAGAUUGCGAGUCGAAGGAGGUGGGAAUGGGGGAGAGCGGCGUCGGGGGGCCGGCAAUGGCGCCGCUGAACGUGGAGCGUGGAGAGGAGAGGUGGAGGCACUUCGAUAGCUCGGUGAACGCUGUCUCCUUCGGCUUCGUGGCAACCGCCAUCCUCAUCUCCAUGUUCGUCGUCAUGGCCAUCUUGGAGCGCUUCCUCCGCCCCAGGCCUCCUUUUCUCUCCUCCAACGAUGGCCGGAGGCGGAGGGGCUCUCCCUCCGUGGAUCUCGAGGCGCAACGCCGCCGGGGCCUCGCCGGCAAGCUCGGUUACCCUUCGCCCAAGAUGUCAGUCUAUGCAAAAGGGGUUUCAGUGCUGAUGCCCGGGCAUGAUAUACCCACCUUCAUUGCUCACCCUGCCCCAGCACCUUUACCCCCGGAACGUAGUUCUUGGCCUUCUCAUCAACAUAAUCUAAUCGCUGGGUCUAAAUCAAAUCUAAGUUAGGAAUCUCGGAGCAUGGCAUUGUCCAAAUUCUCAUCUUCCUGCAAUGUCCAUUUCCCAUUUGGACAGCCUGCUUGGUUCCACCUGAGGCAGUUCAGCUGGUGCGGUCGUAACCCAUGUUUCCUAUCUGCUCAUGCAUGCAGAUAAUGUCAAAAUACAAGAAGUUCUCCACCUCUCUCAUGUAGUGUAUGCUGCCCCUGUUCGUUCAAGGGAUGGUGUGGUGGCUUUCUGAAGGACAUAUCAUUCUGUGUAUUUGCUAUUGCACAACUUGGAUGCUUGGAAACAGUAGGACUGUGAGGCCUUCUGUUUCGAUCCGUCCGAGAUUUACGUGUCAAUGUUCAGGAGAAAUCAAUUGAGUUCUAGACUCUCCUCUGGCUGUUCCUCUUUUCUGCAUGACUCAACCCAAAAGCAAGGUUUUACAGGUCGCAGGGAUCAAAACUCAUGGAUCUGCAUGCAAAUCUACUAUAGGCUGCUAUAUUCGUUUCAGAAGUCAAAACAACUUUCCUUGUAACCCAGUGGCAGAUCUAGAUUUCUUGCAUGGGACAAGAAUUUUUACAUGGCAUUCCAGUAAAAAUUCAUUAUCUAGAGUUACAGUUUGCUGUAUGCCUUUUGCAAUGAAAAGGGUUGUACUGUCUUGAAUAGCCACUA